GCAACAAGCUUGUACAAGUCAUGGAUGAAGCAGCAGUAGAGUUAAAACAAGCUCUUCCUAAUGAUUUGGAAUCUCUUCAGGUUCACGUAGAAGUUCAUCAAAAAUCAAAUAGCACAGCAAAAACUGAAGAUAUAAGAGCUCAUGUUUUACAGCUGUUAAAUAGACAUUGCGUUGUGUUUGGCGAUUAUUCAUGGACAGAGUUUGAUGAUGUGUUUUUAACGAAGAAUGUAAAUUCGGUGGCCAUUGUAGAUACAGCAUUAAAAGUUAAAGACAGACAGCCUAUUGAUCUUAGCAAAUGCCAUCUAUUUGUCAAUGUUUUUCAUUUAAAUGAAGAAGGUCCCAGUUCAGAAAAUCUGGAAGAAGAAAAUGAGGACCUUGUGGCAGCAAACCACUGGAUUUUGCCUUCUGCUGAAUUUCAUGGACUGUGGGAAAGUUUAAUAUAUGACAAUGAAAUAAAGUCAAAUCUUUUAGAUUAUGUUACAACAACGCUGCUCUUUUCCGACAAAAAUGUUGAUAGCAAUUUGAUUGCCUGGAACAGAGUUGUCCUUUUACAUGGACCACCUGGAACAGGAAAAACUUCAUUGUGUAAAGCACUGUCACAAAAACUAUCUAUCAGACUGUCCUAUAGGUACAGAUAUGGUCAACUCGUAGAGAUUAACAGCCACAGCCUCUUCUCAAAGUGGUUUUCAGAGAGUGGCAAACUGGUAACGAAGAUGUUUCAGAAGAUUCAUGAGCUGAUAGUUGAAAAAGAUGUUUUAGUAUUUGUGUUGAUUGAUGAGGUUGAAAGCCUUACAGCUGCACGUAGUGCUUCUAGGGCAGGCACUGAACCCUCUGAUGCCAUUCGUGUAGUAAAUGCUGUUCUGACUCAAAUAGAUCAUAUCAAAAGGUACCCCAAUGUAGUCAUCUUGACAACUUCAAACAUAACUGAGAAAAUUGACAUGGCUUUUGUUGACCGAGCAGAUAUAAAGCAGUACAUUGGACCGCCAUCACAAGCUGGUAUUUUCAAUAUUUAUGUGUCCUGUAUAGAGGAAUUAAUGAAGUGUCAGGUAAUCUAUCCCAGACAGCAACUUCUUACUCUAAGAGAUCUGGAGAUGAUUGGCUAUCUGGAAAAUAACGUUUCCAAACUUAGUUUGUUAUUGAAUGAUAUUUCCCGAAAAAGUGAAGGACUAAGUGGCAGAGUUCUGAGAAAAAUUCCCUUUCUGGCACAUGCACUUUUCAUUCAAUCUCCUACAGUUACACUUGAAAAAUUCCUUCAAGCUCUGUCACUUGCAGUGGAGCGACAAUUUGAAGAAAGAAAAACGCUCAAGGAAAGCACUUAAAACAUUUUUUUAAUAUAAUGGUCAUCUUCUUUUCUGUUUUAUAUUGUAAAAAUGCUGUUUGAAAUGUUUGAAUGUAUUUGAAAUAUAUGUGAAUUU
This is a messenger RNA of Nanorana parkeri, 1415 nucleotides long. It is a transcript of the gene TRIP13, whose product is annotated as thyroid hormone receptor interactor 13. Gene Ontology annotation, biological process: reciprocal meiotic recombination; meiotic recombination checkpoint signaling. Gene Ontology annotation, cellular component: nucleus; chromosome. Gene Ontology annotation, molecular function: ATP hydrolysis activity; ATP binding. Lineage: Eukaryota; Metazoa; Chordata; Amphibia; Anura; Dicroglossidae. The transcript has 13 exons. The record is from RefSeq and is a predicted model, not a curated record. Bases 21 to 1319 code for a protein of 432 amino acids.